Messenger RNA from Juglans microcarpa x Juglans regia, 900 nucleotides. Its product is annotated as TPD1 protein homolog 1-like. The coding region runs from base 192 to 719 and encodes 175 amino acids. Gene Ontology annotation, biological process: cell fate determination. The record is from RefSeq and is a predicted model, not a curated record. The transcript has 4 exons. Lineage: Eukaryota; Viridiplantae; Streptophyta; Magnoliopsida; Fagales; Juglandaceae.
ACGUCCCUUCCAUAUUAGAUUUGCUUGUAGUUGGUCCGUGUGGCCACAUCACUCUCCACCCAUUUUCUUCUGCGCGAAGUAGACAGCUUUUUGAUUUACUAGAAAUUCAGCCUUUCUAACAAGAAGGUUCGUUCAAGAACAUCCUCAGCAGAGUUUACACCGGAUUCUCCUGAAGAAGGCGGUCUGCCAGGAUGGGAGGUUUGCCAGGAAGCCUCGGUGUCAGGAGUGUGUGUCUAUGCUCUGCAGUUAUUACCUUCGCUUUUGUUCUUGCUGCGCUCUUUGUGCUGUUUCACACGGAACAUGUUGGUGAAGUUGGCAUUAGAUUGCUGGUCUUUCCCAAGAAGAAUAGCACUGCCUUUAGUCGGAAGCUACUCCAAUCACCUGACGGAGGUGACAUGAACCGGAUCGGCACAGCAUGCUCCAAGGAUGACAUUGCCAUAUUUCAAGGCCAAACAGCCCCACUUCCCGAUGGAAUCCCAGGCUACACGGUUCAGAUUCUUAAUGUAUGCGCCUCCGGUUGCGGCAUUUCCAACAUUCACGUCAGUUGUGGGUGGUUCAGCUCGGCCAGGCUGAUAAAUCCUCUAGUUUUCAGGCGAAUUUAUUACGACGAUUGUCUUGUCAACGACGGGGAGGCUCUUGGUCCUGGAGAAAGCCUCUCCUUCCAGUAUGCCAAUAGUUUCCGUUACCCUCUCUCAGUUUCAUCUGUUGCUUGUUGCUAAAGCACACAAGGCCGGCCACCAUGAUCCCAAUACUACCUAUAUUUUCUUUUCUAUGAUAAAUAUUACGCUAUGUAAAUGGGAAAAGAAAAAGGACUCGAACUCCGAUGGACCUUGGAUGUAUGUGUGUUUAUGCUCAUGUACUAUCUUUCUGUCCUCGAAUUCUGUAAAAUUUUACUUUUUA